This is a messenger RNA of Planococcus citri (citrus mealybug), 5383 nucleotides long. RefSeq names its product maltase 2-like. The record is from RefSeq and is a predicted model, not a curated record. The transcript is spliced from 11 exons. Bases 3504 to 5336 code for a protein of 610 amino acids. Gene Ontology annotation, biological process: carbohydrate metabolic process. Lineage: Eukaryota; Metazoa; Arthropoda; Insecta; Hemiptera; Pseudococcidae.
GACGGGUCAAGAAUAUCCUUAUGGUACCCUCUGCCUGUCGUAAAAGGCGACUAAAAGAGGACCAGGCAAGCGCGGAGGCCUAGAUAGCAGCCCUAUCACCGUGAUAUAUCUGGCAUGGCUGGUAACCAAGUCAGACGAAAAUCAACCUUACUCAAAACUCACAAACAACAGGAAACGGAUGGAACUAUGGGAUCCCAGGCGGAGGUGAACCCCUGGUUAAAAUAAAAACGCACGCUAACGAAAGGAAAUACAAAUUCGGAAACUGGAAUGUAAGAAGAUAUGCAGCCAAGGAGGCAGAAAUAAACGGAAUUCUAAGCAGCAGAAAUAUAGACUUUGCCGUGAUGUCUGAAACAAAGAAGUAAGGAAGUGGAACAAUCGAAUCUGGAAAUUACAUCGUUAUCUACAGUGGAGUCGACAAGAAAACCAGAGCUGCAGGCGGAGUGAUAUUACACAUACAUAAUAAACACCGCAAAAACAUCGACUCAUACAACAUAUGGCAUGAAAGAAUUGUAUCAGCAAGGAUGAGAUUGAAAAAAGACUUUCUUACAAUAAUCGGAGUAUAUGCACCAGAAGAGGGAAGAGAGGAACAAAGCGAAGAGUUCUACGAGCAACUACAGAGGGCAGUACAAGCAGUAAAUCCAGAAGAUAAAUUGGUAAUAGCAGGAGACUUGAAUGCUCAGGUAGGAGAUAAGCGUGUAAAGACAGUAACUGGUAUGUAUGGAACAGAAGGAAUGAAUACAAAUGGGAAAAGACUGAUAGAUUUUUGCACUUUCAACGGAUUAAGAAUCAUGAACACAUUCUACCAACACAAGAAAGAUCACAAGAUGACAUGGAGCAAUACGAGAGGACAAAGCUCAAUGAUCGACCAUUUCAUAGCCAAUGAAAAUGCCGCAAAGAAAUUCUUGUAUGUAAGAACAUACAGAGGCCUAGAAAUAGGCACUGACCAUCAUUUUGUUCAAGGAGUAAUGAGAAUGGAAACAACAAGAAUACCAGCAGGGAAAAAUGAAAAGAAGAUCAACACAAGAGCCCUGGAUGACCCAACCAACCAAUGGCUGUACCAAAGACGGAUGAAUAUCAUUAGUCAAGAGAUACUAGCAAGCCAGGACAUAGAAGAAGAAUGGAAAAAUAUCAAAUCCAUUGUGACAAAAGCAGCAAAAGAAAGCUUAGGAAUGGUUCCUUGCAGAAUUGGGGCCAAGCGAAUAAAGAAUUGGGACAACGAAAUCCAAGAACUCAUACAAAAGAAAAGACAGGCAGUUAGAAAAUUCAUGAGCACAAAAAGUGAGGUUGAUACUUGAUGGUGAAGAAUAUCGAAAACAGUCGGCAAAAGUCAAGAGAAAGUCCAGGAAAUUACAGAGAGAGAGAGCUGGGAAAAUUUCAUCACAUUCCUGGAGCAUGACACAUACAAGUUACGGCCAAAGGUGUACAAGAUCAUAAGAAGAAUUGACACAAAUUUUAACGAAAGAGUGCGUUUGCCAAAGAUUAAAAUCAAUGAUGCAAAGGAAUAUUUUGAAGAACUCUGGAGUGAUGAAAAUGCACAAGAUACAAAGAUAGAAGAUGAAAUUGGAGAAACAGAAGACAGAAUUUCAAUUAAAGAGCUUCAAGAAGCUUUGAGAACAGCAAAAAAUGCAAAAGCUCCAGGAGAAGAUGGCAUACCAACAGAAUUGUACAAAUAUGCAAGUGGUGAAUUUAAAAGAAGACUUCUGGAAUUCCUAAAUAGGAUGUACCAAGAAGAAAGGGUACCUGAAGAUUUCAAAACAGCAAUUGUAAUACCACUGUUCAAGAAAGGCGAUAUGUCAAACCUGAAAAACUACCGAGGAAUAAGUCUACUCAACACCUGCUACAAGAUAUAUGCGAAAAUACUGGCAAAACGACUGGCAGAGCAUGCAGAUGAAAAGCUGUCAGAAAGUCAAAACGGAUUUAGAAAAGGAAGAUCAUGCACUGAUGCAAGUUAUACAGUAAAACUACUGAUGGAAAAACGGAUCGAAUACAACCUAGAAACACACAUGUGCUUUAUAGACCUGGAAAAAGCAUAUGAUAGGGUUAAUAGAAAAAAACUGUUUGAAGUCCUAAAAAAUGAAGAGAUAACAUAUAAAAUGCGAAAGGUGAUAAACAGCAUAUAUAAGAACACUAGAAUAAGAGUAUGAAUUGGAAAUAAACUCUCAGAACAAGCAGAAAUAAACAGAGGAGUUCGCCAGGGAUGCCCACUGUCUUGUGUUUUAUUCAACAUGUACAUGGAUCACAUGGUAAAAGAAUGGCAGAAAAUGAAGCCAAAAGGAAUCAAGACAGACAGAAGGCAAGAAAUAUCAACAGUAUUAUUCGCAGAUGAUCAAGCAGUACUAGCUGAAACAGAAGAUGACCUACAGAGAUCAAUGUAUAAUUUAACAAAGACAUCAGAAAAGUAUGAUAUGAGAAUAUCUUCAGAGAAAACAAAAACAAUGGCCUUCAAAGGAAAGGAGCCAGUAAGAAGCAAGAUUGUAAUAAAUGGAAAAAUCAUUGAACAGGUCAACAAUUUCAAAUACCUGGGAAACACUAUAUCAUACCAGGGAGAAGUAGAUGUUGGUGGAAAGAUUGCAAAGUUCCUGAGAGUCACAGGACUGAUAAAUAGGACCCUGAGAAGCAGUAAGGUGCGAAAAGAAACAAGAUUGAAGGUGUACAAUACCCUAGCAAUACCAAUGAUGACGUAUGGAAGCGAGGUAUGGGCACUGAAGAAAUCUGAUAAAAGAAGAAUAACGGCAGCAGAGAUGAAGUUCAUGAGGAGAACGGCAGGGGUGACUCUCAGAGACAGAGUCCCAUCCGAGAAAAUAACAGCAGAUCUCGGAGUGAAGCCAGUCAUGAAGAAGGUAAAACAGUAUAGGAAAGAUUGGAGAAAUCAUGUCAAAAGGAUGGAGGAAACAAGAUCACCAAAACAGGUCCUCCAAUAUACACCAACGGGGAAGAGAAGCAGAGGGAGACCAAGGAGGAAACUCACGGAUACCUCAGGCUCAUCCUCAACAGGUUCCACACCGCAGCAGACAGGCCAAUAGGCCUACCGCUUAUAAGGAAACGACGACGACGACGACUGCUUAUAGGACCAUUGUAAUUGGUAUCUAACGAGAAAAUGAAUGUUCGACAGAAAACUGCAUCGUUAUUCAAGAUUCAUAAGUGUGCCAAGAAUACUCGAAGUACCUAAAUCCCCAAAUUAUUAUUUACAACUCCAUAAAUAGGUACCUGCGGAUUCAAGUAAGUACUUACUUAGAUAUUUGCGUUAUAUGUAGUACUUACAUACCAAUUUAAAAUUACAAAAAUAGCAAGGUUCGUAGUUAGUGUUCAUAAAUUAUCGAAAAUUAAUCUACUUGUGUCACUAAUUAAUUCUUCAGACAAACAAGGAAUGGUCAUACCAUGCGGUGCCUGGAUGUUCGAGUGUUUAACACCUUAUCAAGUUACGUAUUAUCUCAAAAAGAAGACGAAUAAAAUCGCUGUCAGCGCUUAGUCUCAUAAUAUGUAGGUAUUCAGUUUCAAUUCCAAUGCCGAGUGUGAAAAAAAAGGCAGAAAUGUUCAUCGUUCAUUUCAAACUACUACCAAUUUUAUUACUGAUUACCGCUGGUAACAGUUUCUCUUUGGAUACUGAUUGGUGGAAACACACGAUUUUAUACGAAAUUUACGUACAGUCGUUCAAAGAUAGCAAUGGAGAUGGUAUGGGUGAUAUUAAAGGAAUUACGAACAAACUCGAUCACUUCGUCGACUUGGGAAUCGAAACGCUUCACUUAUCGCCAUUCUUUCUCUCGCCAAUGAUGGAUUCAGGAUAUGAUGUAUCUAGCUAUACUGAAAUUAAUCCAGUAUUCGGAACAAUGGAAGAUUUUAACGAGUUGAUGAACGAGAUGAGACGUCGAGGUUUAAAACUGAUAUGUGAUCUUGUCAUCAACCAUAGCAGUGACGAACAUGUUUGGUUUGGAAAGUCCAUCGAAAGAAUUGAUCCAUACACAAAUUUCUACGUAUGGGUCGAUCCUAAAGGAUAUGAUUCAAAAGGACAGCCCACUCCGCCAAAUAACUGGGUGAAUUUAUUUGAAGGCAGUGCUUGGGAAUGGAAUGAGAGAAGAGGCCAAUUUUAUUUACACCAGUUUGCCAUUAAACAACCUGAUUUCAACUUACGCGAUGCCGAAUUGAAAAAAGAAAUAAAGAAAAUCAUGAAAUUUUGGUUGGACCGAGGUGUGGCUGGUUUCCGACUGGAUGCCACGAUGCAUUUUAUCGAAGAUGAAUAUUUCAGAGACGAGCCAUUCGUAGAUCCAAACAAAACGCAAAUUACUAGGUACGACGACUUGAAACACGUAUACACGACCGACUUGUGGGAAUCUUAUGAAUUUAUACACGAACUCCGGGAUUUCACGGAUCAAUACACUAUGGAGAAACGACAACAACUUGAAAGGAUUUUGGUAGCCGAAGCGUACACCACUAUAAAUCACACUAUGGCUUAUUAUGGCAGAGACAAUUAUGGCAUAACGCACUUUCCUUUUAAUUUUGAAUUCGUCGAUCUGCAUAAUUUCGUGAAUGCUACCUUAUACGCCGAUGUUAUAUUAAGAUGGUUGAAAAAUAUGCCGAAAGAUGCGACUCCAAAUUGGGUGGCAGAAAAUCAUGAUAAUAUGAGAAUCGGUAGAAGAUUGUGCGAAGAGUACAUGGACAUUGUAACCAUCACGAUGAUGAUGCUGCCUGGUAUAGCAUGUGUUUAUUAUGGGCAAGAAAUUGGUAUGACCAAUAGCUACGUUCGACCUGACCAAAGGAAAGAUCCGAAUAAUGAUGCUUCGCCCAGCGCUCAAAGCAGGGAUGGUGAACGACUGCCGAUGCAAUGGGACGAUACGAUGAAUUCAGGGUUCACAUCAAAGUACAUACCGUGGCUUCCUGUGCAUCCAAAUUAUUGGAAAGUAAACGUUGAAAAGCAAAAAUCCCAAGAAGUUAGCAGAUACAAUAUGUUCAAAGCACUGUCGCAGAUCAGAAAAAGAAAAACCAUGAAAAUGGGAAAUUUCAAAUCUUACAUUGUUUCUGAAUGGGUCUACGCGUUUACUAGAUCGUAUCGCCGAUACGAAACAUACAUAACGGUUUUGAAUGUUGGCAGUGAAAUCGAACCGGUCAAUUUACACGACGUCAUCAACAACUUGCCAUCAACUUUGCAAGUGGUUGUAGCUAGUGUUAAUGCAGGCUAUGUAAAAGGAGAUCAAAUUCUAAGUGUAUCCAAGUUUCCGAGGAUUUUCUCAAUGAGGCCAUUAUCCGCCAUUGUUCUAACCACCAGAGCUCAAACCGAACCUCCGAUAUUCAGAACGCAAUUAAUCGACCCGAGAAUAAAUAAGAAUUCAUCAGAAAUUUAAGAUGUAAAUUUCUUCGACAAUAAACUAUAAUUAUCUCGUGACAAAAA